CACUGCAGCCAAUCAUAUCUCGGGAAACAGAGCUCGGGGCUCAACAGCUUGUUGUUCGUGUAUCGCUUUUGCAGCCCGAGCUAGAGAGGAAGCAACGGCGUAUGAUAAUUGACCCGAAAUCCUUCGAGCUGGAACCCCUGGACUAGCCGGAGAGAUGAAGGCAGCAGAUGAGCCUGCCUACCUGACAGUGGGGACAGAUGUCAGUGCCAAGUACAGAGGAGCCUUCUGCGAAGCCAAAAUCAAGACUGUUAAACGCAUGGUCAAGGUCAAGGUGACUCUGAAAGGUGAAAGCACGUCCCAGGUAGUGCAGGACGACCAGGUCAAAGGUCCUCUGAGGGUGGGCUCCACUGUGGAGGUGAAGACCAGUGAGGGUCUGAGCAGUGAGGCCGUCAUCAGUAAGCUGACAGAUGCCAGCCUCUACACUGUUGUCUUUGAUGACGGUGAUGAGAAAACUCUGCGUCGAUCAUCCCUGUGUCUGAAGGGAGAGAGGCAUUUUGCAGAAAGCGAGACGUUGGACCAGCUGCCGCUGACUAACCCAGAGCAUUUCGGCACCCCGGUCAUCGGGAAAAAGUCRAACAGAGGCGGAAGACGCUCGUCCCAGGCCGUAGCUGAUGAGGAGAACGAGACUUCAUCGAGCGAAGAAGAGGACGACGACAAGAAGAGGCUGACCGAUGGGCUGCUGGGUCAGAUCUGCAGCAUAGAGAACACAGAGGAGUCCACUGAUUGGUUCAUGGCUCUGGUGGUGUCUCCCAGCUGCAGUGAUGAGCUGCUGGUGAAGAAGGAUCAGUGUCUGGUCAGGUCCUUCUGUGAUGGCAAAUUCUACACUGUGGGGAGGAGACACGCUCACCUGGUCAACGCCAUCAGCGUUAGCAAGCCAGAUUUUUCCAACAGAAGAGGUAUUGAAGGAGCCCAGAUGUUUCUGAGGAGCAGAGAGGUUCCAGAAGCGUGGAAGAUGGAUAUGAGUCAGAUUCUAGACUCUUCCUCCAGUGAAGAUGACAAAGAUGACAAGGAGAGUGAGGCAGAGGAGGACGAAGAGGAGACUGAGGAUGAAAAGAGAAAGAAACACAUCAAGGAAGAGCCAGAGGAGGAGGCAGACCCUGAGGAGAAGGAGAACUUCCUCCAGCAGCUCUACAAAUUCAUGGAGGACAGAGGCACUCCCAUCAACAAGCCCCCGGUGUUGGGCUACAAAGACCUGAACCUCUUCAAGCUCUUCAGGCUGGUCUACCACUUGGGAGGCURUCGCAAGAUCGAGUCUGGCACCGUGUGGAAGCAGGUCUACAUGGAUCUGGGGAUCCCUGUUCUCAACUCGGCUGCAUCCUACAAUGUUAAGACAGCCUACAAAAAGUAUCUGUCUGGGUUUGAGGAGUACUGCUGUUCUGCCGGCAUCACCUUCAGAACCAUCCACCACAACAACCCCCCRCCCAAUCACAAGAAAGCUAAAGUUGAGCUUAAGGAGGCCUUCACAGUGCCCAUCAAGUCAGAGUCUGCUGAUGACAAGAGGGARGAGGUUGACUCMGAGAGCGAGAGCGAAAAGGAGGUGAAGGAGAGACAUUCGUCACCCAGGGGGAGGAGAAGAGGUGUGGGCAGUCGGGGCAAACUGCCCCCCAAGCCAGAGAACCCUGGACGGGGAGGGGCAGAGAACAGUGAGGAGCAGCAGAGAGAGGUGAGGAGGCGCAGCAACAGACGACUGGACGACUCCGAGAAAGGCUCUGACGAUGAGGAAGAGGACGACGAUGACGAGGAAGAAGAAGGGGAGGAGGAGAGAAGACGACAUGGNNNUGAAGAUGAAGAGGAUGGAGACUCUUUGGCAGGAACCAAGGUCAGAGUGAAAUACGGCAGAGGAAAAACCCAGAAGAUCUAUGAGGCCCACAUCAAGAAGACGGACAUAGACAAUGGAGAGCAGUUCUACCUGGUUCACUACUACGGCUGGAAUGUUAGGUAUGAUGAAUGGGUGAAGGCUGACCGCAUCAUCUGGCCUGCAGAGAAAGGAACCAAGAAGAGGCAGAGGAAAAAAGUCAAGAACAAAGACAAGGAAGACUCAGARAAGGGAGAAAAGGAUGACGAGAAGCCAGCUUCCUUAACACCUCUGAAGCCAACAGGCUUGAAGCGUGGCCGCCCUCAGACCAGGCCCACGCCCAGCGGCCCGGCGGGACGCAGCGUGUCCAAAACCCCCAGCAGCGAGGGCCAGGCCAAUGGGAAGAGYUCUCGGCCCGACGCCACGCCCAGCCUGGCCAAUGGGAAUGACACRCCUCGCAGGAGAACCAGAAGGACUUCUGGCCUGUACGAGUCCGACCCACCGUCUAACGAGGAUUCUGGGAACUCGUCUGAUGACAGCGACGCAGACGACACCCUGGAGAAAACUGACAAACCGUCGCCGUGGCGAGGGAGAUCYGAACCUCAAACCUGUGAACCAGAUGAGGAGCCAGCCCUGCCUGAGGAAGAGGAAGAAGAGGAGGAGGAGGAGGAAGAGGAGGAGGAGGAGGAGGAGGAGGAGACGAGGGAGCAGUCUGUGGCUGAGACUGCUGCCGACGGCAAUAUGGCGUCCUCAGGAGCUGGUGCUGUGCUGACGGAGGACCUGGACGACCCCGACGAGAAAGACAAGCCCCCUCUCUCUUCAGAGCCCCUCCUCAUGAUGCGGGAGCAGAAACAGGCUCCUCCCACUCUGCCCCUCGCUGUYCACCCCCCCCACCCUGCCCAGCCUCAGGUCAGGCCCUUCUUGAUGACUGCCAUUCCCCCCGUCUGUCCAGAGGAGCUCCACCCUGCGAAGGACCCGACUGAGGCYGAGGAGGAGCGGGGGCCAGUCCGGGGUGAGCAGGGGGGCGACUCCAGCCCCGGCUUCGAGGGCAGCACUUCAUCCUCCUCCUCCCUGCUGUUCAUGCAGGAACCUAAGGACAGAGGUCAGAAGAGGGUGAAUGACGUAAAUUCCAGCCCAACUGCCAAGAAACACAAACGGAACCAGAAACGGACCCUGACCCCGGCCAAGGCCGACAAGAAUGGAGCAGGACACAGCAGUGACAGUGAGGACCAGUCUCGGCUCUCGUCCUUGUCCAAAUCCCAGAAAUCUCGUUGUCCUGGUCUGUCGUCUCCGUCUGCACACAGUAAAGAUAAACACAGCUCCCCCUCCCCCCAGCGUUCCUACAAGUGGACCCUGCAGCUUGACGAGCUGGACAACAUGUCGAGCACAGAGAGGAUCUCCUUCCUGCAGGAGAAGCUGCAGGAGAUCAGRAAGUAUUACAUGAGCCUCAAGUCUGAGGUGGCCUCCAUCGACAGACGCAGGAAGAGACUAAAAAAGAAGGAGAGAGAAGUGUCCCACACGACGGCGUCCACCUCCUCAGGGUCCUCAGACACAGGCAUGAGUCCGUCCUCAGCCUCGCCCGCUCAGAACACCGUGGCGGUGGAGUGCAGGUGAUGACACGCCCACUCCCACCCCCUGACCCUUCACCCCACAGACUUUCCCCACUUAAGUCAGCUGUGAGGACACUGCAGAGGAUGGCAUGUCGCUGUGACAUGGGACCCCGCACUUCUUCCCAGCAGUGGAGGAGGAGCCGCACAAAGAGGCCCCGCCCACUUCACCUGAUGGCUGACUUUGUUUGAGGAGCCGGCCUUUUGUUGCACUGGUGCAGAACUCUUCCUGUCUCCCCUCCCUCCCCUGCAGGGUGCCAAUACUUGUUCUGGUUCCAGAACCAUCUCUCCUGUCCUUUGCUUUCAGGGUCAGCGGUCAGUAAAGAACCGACGGCUGGCCGCCAUUUUUAACCUUAACUGAGAAAUGUAGGUGAGGAAGAAGACGGGCUUCCAGUUUCAGUUUUAUCUUCUAUCCAAUCAAAGUUUUUAUUUUAAUAAGAUGGUGAGAAAAAAAAAAUUGAACUUUUAGUUCUUAUGUAAAUUAAAUGUAAUAUUCUGAAGCUCCUUUUGUAUUUAUUGGCUUUGUGGACAGAAUUUCUUAUAUUCAGGGUUUUUUUCCCCUCUUUUUAUUUAGAUAAAUUUUGGACAAAAUUUCUUACAUAAAGUUAAAUUUAAGUUGAAACUCUUAAGCAUUUCUGAGGUACAAUUAGAUUUCUUGAAAUGAAAUCUCAUAACUGACCCAACAUCAGUUCACAAAAUUUCAAACUGUGUAAAUGAAAUGUGACCAUAAGCAUCAAGAAUGCAUAAAAUGAGAAGUUAGGAAUCUUCCUGCUUCUGGACCCCAACUUGGCACUGACCCGCUCUUCUCCUGUUCGGUUCUGCAUCAGGCUCAGACAGACGGCUGCUAGCAGCUCCUCAACAUUUGCUUGUUUUGUACAUAAAAUGUUAAAAGAAUAAAACCACACCUGUAUUUGAGAACUACAUUUUACACACCCCAAAAGAAUAAUUUCUAAUAUUUUCUAAGAGACUGUUUGUACUGUAGUUAUUGUUUACUCCUUGGUUGUCUUUUUGGUUCUGAUGUGUUUUGCUGGCGGAGAUUUGAGAGCAAAAAUGUAAAUACAGAAACGCACACAAGCCAUGCUACAAGUGUGUGUGUGUGUGUGUGUGUGUGCAACAAGCAGCGCUCUCUGUUUCUAAUAAAGUUUUUAACCAGG
This is a messenger RNA of Poecilia reticulata (guppy), 4556 nucleotides long. NCBI's taxonomy places the organism in Eukaryota, Metazoa, Chordata, Actinopteri, Cyprinodontiformes, Poeciliidae. The record is from RefSeq and is a predicted model, not a curated record.